Molecule: messenger RNA, 2042 nt
Organism: Frieseomelitta varia
Lineage: Eukaryota; Metazoa; Arthropoda; Insecta; Hymenoptera; Apidae
Gene: Cyp304a1
Product: probable cytochrome P450 304a1
Exons: 7
Coding region: 45-1559 (504 amino acids)
Molecular function (GO): oxidoreductase activity, acting on paired donors, with incorporation or reduction of molecular oxygen; monooxygenase activity; heme binding
Source: RefSeq, a predicted model, not a curated record
AAAUAAUUGAAAGUAAUCAUUCCGUGUUCCGAACUUAUAAGAAAAUGUUUUUAUUUCUUAUUAUAAUAUUAGUUCUAUUAAUAGGAUAUCAAAUUUAUGAAUUUGUCACCCGUACAACUCUACAUAAACCACCUUGUAUUCCGCGGUUACCAAUAGUAGGAUCUUAUUGGUAUUUAUUAUGGUAUAAUUAUGAAUUUCCUUUUAAAGCUAUGACAUAUUAUACAAAUAAGUUGAAAUCUAAAGUCCUGACAUGUUAUUUUGGUGGUUUUAUGACUGUUAUUGUGAAUGAUUAUAACAGUAUUAAAGAAGUUCUGAUAAAUAAUGAUUUCAAUGGAAGAUUAUCCACCGUAGAUGUUGUCUUAGCAAGAGCAUUUGGACAAUCAUUAGGAAUCUUUUUCACCGAAGGUUCAUAUUGGCAAGAGCAAAGAAGAUUUAUUCUUCGACAUAUGAGAGAUUUUGGAUUUGGUAGAAGACAUGAGAAAAUUGAAGCAGACACGAUGGAAGAAAUUGCAAUUCUUAUCGAUAUGUUAAAAAAAGGUCCCAUUAACGAUACGGAAAAGUCAUUUCUAAAAAAUGGUUCUGCACGGUUUCCGGAUGUUUUAUAUCCACAUGUUGCAAAUGCUAUAUGGAAUAUAAUGUUUGGCGAAAGAUUCGAUCGUUCAGAAUAUUAUAAACUGAAAUAUCUUUGUGAAUCUGCUAUGAUGUUUCAAAGAGCAGCUGACACUACGGGUGGAGCAAUUUUUCAAUUCUGGUUCUUGAAAUAUUUCGGAAAUAUGUUUGGAUACAAAAAUAUGAUGAUAGGAAAUUAUCGUAUGGUAGAUUUCAUUAAGGCACAUUUAGAGAAAAGGAAACAUUCAAAUUAUGAUGACGAUAAUGGCUUAGUAGAUCGAUAUUUAAAAGUUUUGAAAGGAGAUAUGAAGAAAAAAUCUUUCUCCGAGAAACAACUUAUUAUGAGCCUUGUGGAUUUCAUGUUCCCAGCUAUAUCUGCACUACCAAGUGCUGUUGUACACGCAAUUAAGCUUGUAAUGCAUCAUCCAAAAGUAAUGAAAAAUGUACAAAAGGAAAUAGAUAGAGUGAUUGGAACCGAAAGAUUAGUUACAUGGGAAGAUAGAAAAAGUUUGCCAUAUAUCGAAGCAACAAUACGUGAAUCACUCAGAUAUGUAACUUUGACACCAUUCGGUGUAUUUCAUAAAACAACAAAGGAAACUACUCUUUCUGGUUUUCAUCUUGCCAAGGAUACAAUAGUUGUCACCAAUUUAUCAGGAUUAAAUACAGAUGUCGAUUUAUGGGGUGAUCCUGAUAAUUUUAGGCCUGAAAGAUUUCUCAAUGAAAAUGGCCAAUUGUGUAAAGACUUCACAUUUCCUUUUGGAUUUGGACAUCGUGUGUGCGCAGGUGAAACUUACGCAAGAUACAAUAUGUUCCAAAUAUUCGCUACAUUGAUGCAAAAUUUUAACUUCUCCUUUAUAGAGGGUGAACCGAAUAGUCUUGAAGACAUAAUGUCAGGUUUAAUCAUUACUCCAAAAGAAACGUGGAUUCGAGUGGAACCACGUUAUACCUAAUCGACAUAAAUAAUCUUAUAUCAAUGUUUAUUUUUAUAUAAUUAAAUAGAUAUUUUUUAACUAAAAAUAUCACACUAAUAUUUUUUGUAUAUCUAAUCGUUUUAUUGAAACAAUUUUUAUUCUAAUUUAAUAACAAUAAUAACUACGAAACUAAGUAUCCAGAUUACAAAUAAAAUAUCAUAUACAAUUUGUAUACUAUAAAUUUAUUUCAUAAUUUGGAAUAAUCAAAAACAAAAAUUACAUUGCAUUGAAUAAACGUAAUUAAUAUACAAAGAUUUCCAUUAAGAGUUAACUACAAACAAGUAUCAUUGGUUAUACUAUGUUUUCAAUUUUUUUUUAGAAUAUUCAGUGCCUAUAAAAUAAAAACUUUAUAUACAGAUAUUUGCGAGUCUGGAGAAGAUAGGGAAGAUAUGUUUAAUCUUAUGUGCCGUAAAAAUUAAGAGCUUACUUAAAUAUAUACAUUUUAAUGUUUAUCUUCCCAAA